UGGUGGAAAUCCCCACGUGGUUUGUACUCGCGUAUAAAAACUUUAGGUGCGCGGUGCCCCCGGUGUGAUAGUGAAGAGAACGAAGAGUCAAACUGAGCAGCUUUUUGUUUGUUUGUUUGUUUGUUUCCUUUUCUUUUGGCAGGACGCACGGAGGUGUCUCCGCGGAGCAGCGCGCAUCCGGAGCUUCUUUUUCUUUUCAUUUUUUUUUUUUUUUUUUUUGUUUACGCGCACAAAGACACGGGAGACACGGAGUCCCUGGCUGUUCCGUGGGAUCUCGGCUCUGCAACUGGAUCCCCCCACUGAGUUUGUCCACAGUGCGUGAAUUGGGAAAAGCGCUCCGAUCGCCCGUGGACGCAGACGGACGGCGAUGUCGGUGAGACGUUCUUUUCAUGCCCGUCUGUUUUGGUAAAGUGCAGCUCGCGCACCGUGCAGAAAACGCGGCAGCAAUCAAAAGAUGAACUCGUGUUUUCUUUCUUUUUUUGUGGAUAAGCGGCUGAACAAUGCGCAGUGACUGGAGUUAAUUAGACUGCGCUGCUUUCUUUUUGGGGAAUUACAAACAUUGCGCUCUUUGGAUACUUUGGAGGACUUGUGGAAUUGGAUGUCACGCCGGAACUUUCACACUCGUCACAUCAGCUUUAUCUCCGUAGAUUCUGGACCCUAAACUCAAAGCGAGACAAAAUGAGCGUGUACAGCGUGGCGUUGUCCUGUUUAGUUGCGUGCGUCCUCUCCGUGCGCUGCGCCACAGGCGCCGAGACGCAAACGUUGCCCCGGGAGUCGUGUGCGUCCUGCGGCCUCAGAGCUCCGGAUCAGUCUGAGCGCGUGGACGUUGAUUUUUUGGAGGCGGUGAAGCGACACAUCCUGAACAGGCUGCAGAUGAGAGACAGACCCAACAUCACUCAUCCCAUCCCGAAGGCUGCGAUGGUGACAGCCCUGAGGAGGCUGCACGCGGGCAAAGUGCGCGAGGACGGCAGAGUGGAGGUCCCCAGUUUUGAGGGACAAGCCUCCUUCAGCAACGAAGUCCAAUCAGAGACCUCUGAGAUUAUCAGCUUCGCUGAAUCAGAUGAGCAAACAUCACCCAAGUCUGGUCUCUACUUCCUCAUCUCCAAUGAAGGCAACCAGAACCUGUUUGUGUCCCAGGCUAACCUGUGGCUCUAUUUCCGCGUACUGCCAGCUGGUCCUGAGAAGGGUAUCCGGCGGAAAGUCACAGUCAAGAUCCUCUACCAGGAUGCUGGAGCUGCUAGUGGUAUGGAAAGAGGCCAAGGUGGAAGUGAUGGUGGGGGUGCGGGACGGUGGUCUCUGGUGGAGAAGCGUGUGGACCUGAAACGCAAUGGUUGGCAUACGUUCCCGCUGUCAGAGGCAGUGAGGGCGGUGUUUGGGAAAGACAACCGGCGACAGGACCUGGAGGUCCACUGUGAGGGCUGUGACACAGCUGGAGUGGUACCAGUGUUGGUCGAUCCGGGCGACCCGUCCCACCGGCCCUUUCUACUGGUGCGGGCACGACAGGUGGAUGGCAAACACCGCAUUCGCAAGCGAGGGCUGGAGUGUGAUGGCACCAGCGGAGGCCUGUGCUGCCGGCAGCAGUUCUACAUAGACUUCCGUCUUAUUGGCUGGAACGAUUGGAUCAUUGCACCGCCUGGCUAUUAUGGCAACUAUUGCGAGGGCAGGUGCCCAGCCUACAUGGCAGGUGUGCCUGGCUCAGCUUCGUCCUUCCACACGGCCGUAGUAAAUCAGUAUCGUAUGAGAGGGAUGAGCCCCGGCUCUGUCAACUCCUGUUGCAUCCCCACAAAGCUCAGUACUAUGUCCAUGCUCUACUUUGAUGACGGGUACAACAUUAUCAAGAGGGAUGUGCCCAACAUGAUUGUGGAGGAGUGCGGCUGUGCUUGAGCCCAUUAUUGUAUUUGAGCUUCAUCGACUUUGACCAGUCAGAAAGGCCUUUUGUACAAACGGGCAGUUAUUAUAUGGUCCACCUAUACAUUAUAUCUAUACCUACUGUUUGUGCAAACAAAGCAAACUGGUACAGUCUAGCAAAUGCAAGUAUCAGUGUUGUGUGUGCGUGUGUGCAUGUGUGUGCACGAGUUUGUGCGAGUGUGUGUAUUUAUCGGACUGAGUGCGCCGUCCGUCCUGCGAUGAACCGGACAGCUACGGGAAGAGAAGGGAACGAUUAUCACCAAAAUGAUACUUUGCUCUAGUUUGCCAUUUCUAGUCAAAAAACAAUGGCACAUCAUCUCCUCAUCAAUGAAGAUUAAAAGCGCUUAGAGAGAAAGUGACAGGAUCAAGCUGAUGACCUUUAUUGGCUUCACUCCACACUCCUCCAACCCCCCCACAAAAAAAAAUACUUUAGCACAUGACAGACUUUUGUUUUUUUUAAAGCACUGACAAUUCAUCCAUUGAUACAACUCAGAACACCAGCACUUCCCCCCCCCAACCCCCUCCACAUCCCAACACCACCCCAAGCCAACAGACAACGUCUGACUGUUCUCUCCGCUGGAAUCAGGUGAGCGGCACCUGUUAUCAUCUUCGCCGUUGUCGACGGGCCUCAACCUCGACGCCUCACCGGUCAAGAGGCUGCGAGGUCCCGUUGCCAUGACAUCCAGGUGAAGAGAGCUCUUCUAAGUGCACUUCACUUGUGCACUUCAGUGACAUAGAGAGAGAGAGAGAGAACUACACCCCUGACCCCACCGCCACCUCACUUCGAACUUGCAGGAGAGGGCCUGCGGACAAAGAGACUCGAGUUUUGGCCCAGUGGGUCACCACGGUGCAGCGCAGCACUUGCUAAAAACUGUUAAAAUGCACAUCAUGAAUAGCACUUGUAUAAAGAAAUGCCUUCCAUGAGGUACUGAGUGUCCUGUCCGAUUGCUAAUUAAGUGCCACAUGAGCUAUGCAACUGUCAGACUGAAUCCUCCUUCCAUCUUUCUCUCUCUCCUCUCUUCACUCUUCCACUUUUUUUUUGUUUUUUUGUUUGUUGUUUUUUUACCAAUACUUGAAAUGUAAUCUUUCGCUUCCUUUCCAAAGCGAAUGAUUGUUGUGACGUUUGCACUGAAAAGUUGCGGGAUUAGUGAAAAAAAAAAAAAAAGAAAAAACUGCCAUUGAAAAGUUAUUUUUAUAGAAAUUAAUUGAAUUUUGUUUUCAAAUGUAUUUUACCUAAUUAAUGGAACCAAAGAGGCCAAGAUUUUAGCUGUUGUACCGAGAUGGCAAGGCCAUUGAGUUACUGUGUAUGAUACUGUUUUGAUCACUUGCAAAAGGCCUACCACCAUAUCAGGGUACAAUAUAUGAUUUCACUUCUUAGCUCUGUUAUCAUUCUCUGUUUUGUACGAUGCAUUAAGUCAAACACUUCAUUUUUCAUCUUUAAUUCUAUUUUUGUUUGUUUUUUAUUUAAUAAGAAAGUUAUUUUUUAGUUCAUGUCUAAGAAUCAUUUAGUCAAAUAAAUGUCAUCUGUACAGUUUAUGUAAAAUAAAACAUUUUCUUAAAUAUUUUGAACUU
This is a messenger RNA of Thalassophryne amazonica, 3480 nucleotides long. It is a transcript of the gene inhbb, whose product is annotated as inhibin subunit beta B. Gene Ontology annotation, cellular component: extracellular region. The coding region runs from base 679 to 1884 and encodes 401 amino acids. Gene Ontology annotation, molecular function: growth factor activity; cytokine activity. The transcript is spliced from 2 exons. Gene Ontology annotation, biological process: SMAD protein signal transduction; BMP signaling pathway. Lineage: Eukaryota; Metazoa; Chordata; Actinopteri; Batrachoidiformes; Batrachoididae. The record is from RefSeq and is a predicted model, not a curated record.